AUGCUAAUGAUGAUGAUGAUGAUGAUGAUAAUGAGGACAAUUAUCCUCAUUUCAUCUACAUCAGAAAACAGAACAGGCUGUGAGAGCAGCAGAUUUUGUCCUGUUUUUGUAACUCAGUCCGACAGUGCAAUCAGCCAGCAGAAGAACAGGGGUGGAGAGAGACUCUUCUAUGGAGCCUACAUUGGCAGUGAGACACGAAACAUGGAAUUCAAGAGAGGUGGAGGCGAGUACCUGCGUUCUUUGUUCCAGUCGCACCUUCGCCGAUAUGCCUGUGCCUUCCUGAAUAGCGGCGGUGGAACUCUGCUCAUAGGGGUGGAUGAUGAUGGCAUUGUACGAGGCAUAAGCUGCAAUCAUAGGCAGGAGGACCAACUGCGGCUGGUGGUUGACUCCAUCUUGAAGUUCUUCCAUCCUCCACUCCUCCCUCAUAGCUACAGCUUGACAUUUGUGCCAGUGGUGAAACCAGGUCCUGAAGGAAACAAUUUGAAGGUGCUGCGGCUCACCCUGCGACCCCCCUCCAGCGUGUCUCUGCCCAUCUUGUACCAAACCGACCAAGGAAAAGUCUUUCUUAGGAGGGAUGGCAGUGUGGAGGGCCCACUUAGUGCCAGUGUUAUACAAGAAUGGGCGAGACAGAAAUGGGGCAAGAAAGUGAUGCAUCUCCAGCAGCUUGUGGAGACCCUGCUGGCUGAGCGGAGACUCCUCCUUCAAGAGAUUCACCACCAGAAAAUGGUCAUUUCUUCCCUGCAGAACGCACAUGGAUGUUUAACCACAGACUCGCAACAUCCCCAACCUGUAAUCUUUAGUGAACGACUAGACAAGUUUUGCUCUCAGACAGCAGCGAUGCCCUCUGAUGCCAGGAGAUGUCAGUGUCCUCUGACCAGUCUUGCGCCUUCUGAAGUGCUGGUGUCCUCCUCUACCCAAAUGGCACCAGAGUGCGCCACGAUGCUAUCUACCUCCUCCAAUUUCAGUGCCCAAACCUUGCUGAACGCGUGUCCAGGACUUCUUCAAUGCCAGCAGAGAGAAGGGCAGGCACAGGAAGUACAUGUGUCAGCCUGCAGCAUCUGCAUUGUCAUGUGAUCAGACAU
Messenger RNA from Pangasianodon hypophthalmus (striped catfish), 1082 nucleotides. RefSeq names its product schlafen-like protein 1. Bases 1 to 1074 code for a protein of 357 amino acids. The record is from RefSeq and is a predicted model, not a curated record. The transcript is spliced from 3 exons. NCBI's taxonomy places the organism in Eukaryota, Metazoa, Chordata, Actinopteri, Siluriformes, Pangasiidae.